Drosophila mauritiana is the source of this 2157-nucleotide messenger RNA. Its product is annotated as reticulon-4 receptor-like 2. The transcript is spliced from 8 exons. NCBI's taxonomy places the organism in Eukaryota, Metazoa, Arthropoda, Insecta, Diptera, Drosophilidae. The record is from RefSeq and is a predicted model, not a curated record. Gene Ontology annotation, molecular function: protein binding. Bases 321 to 1697 code for a protein of 458 amino acids.
UGGCAUGAAUCGCACGUUAUCGCGCGACAACAAAAAGCCAAGUUAGCGAAUCAUUAAGUGAAAUUUCAACGCAAUACUUCCAUUCAGUAGAAUUCGAUGAGAAAACUCCCCAGUGUUAUACCCAAUUUAGUACAUAUAUUAUCGGGGAAAACGACGACGCGAGUCAUUCGAACUUGAAAAUUUCCACAUCAAGUUUGGCAAAAACGACGAAAAUGCUAUGAAAACCCUGUGCUAAACACAAAUACUAACAACACGACGCCUUGAAGACGCAGUGAAAACAAAGCUAAACAAAUAUCAAUAUAAACAAAUAAUUCGUAAUAAUGCACGUGUACUACAAGUUCGGAUUACUGCUGAUAUUUUUGCUAAGCGUGAGCAUCAGCCACACAAAUGCCGCUCCAGCGGGCAGCGAGGAGGCAAAUCCCCUCGAGGACUUUAAUUACGGCGAUGAUGACUACAGUGAAACAGCGACGGGCGAGGAAUCGCCGGAGACAGCAGAAAAUAGACUGAUGCCACAAUCAUCCUCCACAUCGACCACCACCACAUUUCGACCGAUAUUUAACAUACCACGACGCAGCAAUCAUGUCCUGGAGCCCAGUUGCCCGCGCAAUUGCCUCUGCCUGGAGGACUUCAAGUUCGUUCAGUGUGCCAAUGCGCAUUUAACCCAUGUACCCCUGGACAUGCCCAAAACGGCGGCCAUCAUCGAUCUGAGUCACAAUGUGAUUGCCGAACUGAGGCCGGAGGAUUUUGCCAAUCUGUCCAGGGCGGUGGAAAUCAAUCUGAAUCACAAUCUGAUCAGCAGCAUAGACAAGGAUGUCUUUCAGGGAUCGGAGCGUUUGAAGCGCCUGCGGCUGGCCAACAACCGUCUAACCAAAAUCGAUCCCGACACCUUUGCGGCGGCCAAGGAACUGACGCUACUCGAUUUGAGCAACAACACUAUAACCCAACGCCUGGAUGGAUCCUUCUUGAACCAGCCCGACCUGGUGGAGUUUAGUUGCGUCAACUGCAGCUGGACGGAGCUGCCAGAGCAGACGUUCCAGAACAUGAGUGGCCUGGAGGUGCUGCGCUUGAACAAGAACGAUUUCAAACAGCAAAUCAAUACGAAAGCUUUCUCGCCGCUAACAAAAAUAAUUAAACUGAAGCUGCCGGAACUGGAGCAACAGAACAUCGAGGAGCUGUGCGGCCUGCUGACGUCCAUCGACACGAUUAGCUUCCUCAACUACGACAUCAGCUGCUACGAGUUCGUACUGGGCACACCCUUCAACGGCAGUCUCAUCUAUCCCACGGAGCCGCCGCUCAAGGGGAUUUCCGAUCUGCCCAUCGUCGCUAGCAUCACCAGCACUGCAAAGCCAGUGGCCGCCACACCCGCACCGCCCAGAAGUGCCAAUCGCAAUCGGGCGAAAAUGGACAACAGCACGGAGCUGGUCAAAGCCGGAAUCCUGAGCUCCGAGACCAGCACAAGCGGAGUGAGCGUGGAGCCGCCUGCCGAGAACCAGACCAACCAGGUGCAGAUCUCCCAGGAGGCCAUCAACACGCUGCUCAUCUGCAUCAUGGUUCUGGCCGUGAUUGGCAUCGUCAUCGGACUCAUUUGCCGCCAGGAUAUUGGCGGCAUCAAAACCAAAUGCUGCCGCACUAGCAAACCAGAGCCAAAGGAUCAGGUCCAUCCCACUGAGGAGAUACCACUGAAUAAGCUAGCCUAAGAAAACUUUCCAAAACAAACCAAUACCAAACGAUCGAAGAUGAAAAGAGAAUCCUAUCCUUCUCCUCCAGUUUCGAGAACAAAUUCCAUUUUGCCGGCAUUUUUGAUAGAUUAUAAAUAGGUAUAUGUAUAUCACGUAUGUAUAUGGCUAGUUAGUUAACUACUUUGACUCGGUAUCUAGCCUAACUAUAGUCUCUCCUACAAUGUUUCCCGCACAACAACUCAACCGAAUCCGUUGUUAGAUUCUAGUUGUCAGUCGGAGUAGAUUAAGCCGCCUAGUCGCUUAGCGUUCUGUUCUUUAGGGGGACUCGGUAAAUGGGAUCCCGCACCAAAAAACCUGGCACUGUUCUAGUUUUAGAUCCCAAAUCAAUUUCCAUCGCAGCACUUAAAUUAAUGUAAAACCCUAGAUAAUCUAGUUGUUAGCUUUAGACUUUUGCCAAAAUACAAUAAAAGUAAUUAUU